AUGGCAACGUUCGUUUCAAAUGAUGUCGAUAUACCACCAUUGAAUAAUAAUGAUAAUAUAAAAAUCGUCGAUGUUGAUGAUCGUUUUUUGGAUAUGUCUCAACAUUUAUAUUAUCAAUAUCACAGUGUUUCUCAUAUCAUUCCAUCAACCAUUUCAAGGUCGAGAGGCACAUUAUCCUCAUUUAAUGGUGGAAGUAGUUAUACUCGUAAAAAUAAACUUCGUGCACGUCUGCACCAUCUUGUUAACGGAAAUAAUGGCGUUUAUAAAAAUCCAAAACGUUCGUUAACUGUCGCCAGUGGCUCAAAUUUAUCUGUACCUGCACCAUCUUUAACAACAAAAAUUUAUUUAAAACAACAAAAUUAUAAUAAGAAUAAUAAUACGAAUCAAAAAGUAACUUCAGCUAAUGUCGAUUUAACAUCAUCACUUGUUGUCGAGCAGACUCCUAUAAAUUCAAAACAAUUUGACCAAGUACAGCCUGUACAUUUAAUCUCGACAUUUCAACUAUCGACAGUACAUUAUCAACAUCAGAAUCAACAUCAAAUAGAAAAUUCAAAUAACGGAGAUCGAGAAAGUGAGAGUGAUCAAACUGACGAUGAACAAGAAGUGACGAUAACGAGAUUGUAA
Messenger RNA from Didymodactylos carnosus, 624 nucleotides. Lineage: Eukaryota; Metazoa; Rotifera; Eurotatoria; Philodinida; Philodinidae. The record is from the annotation of a GenBank genome assembly.